Messenger RNA from Ilex paraguariensis (yerba mate), 558 nucleotides. The record is from the annotation of a GenBank genome assembly. Lineage: Eukaryota; Viridiplantae; Streptophyta; Magnoliopsida; Aquifoliales; Aquifoliaceae.
AUGGGGAACUAUAUUUCUUGUACCCUAGCAGCCCCACCAGGCAAACAUUCAAGAGCUGCGAAAGUGAUUUUUCCAACAGGCGAAAUCCAACAAUUCAACGAACCCACCAAGGCCGCAGAGCUCAUGCUCGAGACACCGAACUUCUUCCUCGUAAACUCUAACUCCCUCCAUAUCGGACGACGAUUCUCUGCCCUCAACGCCGACGAAGACCUCGAGAUGGCCAAUGUUUACGUCAUGUUUCCGAUGAGAAGACUCAAUUCUGUGGUCACAGCAGCUGAUGUGGGCGCUCUCUUCCUCACAGCCAAUUCGGCCGCCAAUCGAACGUCUGCCGGAAGGCCCGGAACUCUAAGGAUCAUGCCGGAGAACGGUGAUCACCAGGCUCUGCAAAUUUCUCAGGCUGCAGCGCAGACGAGAAUUGAAGAAGCAGUGGUGCCCAAGUUGAAUUUGGAUGAUAUUGAAGAGUUUUCGACGCCGGAAUGGAAGCAUAGGUUGUCCGUGUGCAGGUCGAAGAAGCCAUUGUUAGAGACUAUCGCAGAAGAACCAAUUUGCUCAAGAUGA